UUGGAUGCUUUCGUGCGGCCGAAUGCUGUGGGAAAUAAACACUCCCUCGUGAAAAACCUCUGGGCGAGAAACAACGAACGACACAGACAGAAACUCGACACUACACCAACGAUAAAACCAUUCAUCAGUUGAAGUCUCUGUUGUUAUGUUGGCAGCAUAAUCUUGUUUUUUUUUUUGUUUCUCCUUCUCCUUCCAACUCGUGACUACUAGCGACCCACUACUGGCAUUGAGAAAAUCCGACCUAUUCCUUAGUAAACGCCCUCGAGAAUAUCCCUACACGUUCGUCAAAGUUCUUGCCAUUCUCAUUUGUGGCGUAGUUACGAAUUUCACUGCGACAGUUUGUUUGAAAGACGUUCUUGCUGCAGACGUUCAUUUAAUUUAAUGUCGUGUUUUUGUAUGUGCGUGAGGCGCGUGCUAGUCAUCUGUUGAACGAGAUUUAAAAAAAAAAUGGCUGACCGACGAGUACAGUCAAGAUGUACUCGUCAACGAGAAACCCUCAACUUGUCUGAGUUACUGGAAAAUCAUCCGCUAGUAUUACGCCGCGAUGAGAAUUGACUGCAGUUGUCGCCACCGCAGAGGCGAGCCGUCUGUCGUUCGUAAUACCACCGCGGAUCCAUCCAGUUUGUCGUCGACGCAUCACUCCUGGAAUCGCACGAAGAAAAGCCUGUCCACUGCGGAUCUACCGAUGAGCAACCAGCGACCGCAACGCCACAAAACGUACAGCGAUCCGGACCAUGUUGCAGCGGACAGUCACUUUCCAAGCGGAAGGAGGCGUUGCAGAAGUCUGGACUGCCUGUGCAUGAAGCGGACAUUAGUCGCCAUGGCCAGCGGAUGGCUGCACGGUUAUCAGUCGGCACAGCAGGAGGAGAUAGGAGCAGUAUCGGAUGAAGAUAUUAGCAGCGGAAGCAGCGCAGCAGCCUCGGGAUCCUCCCAGCCACCGCAGCCGAAUCAGCAAGAGCAGCAGAGUCGAGUGUGCACGAGCCUUUCAUGGGAUAGCGGCUACAACGAAUGUGCAAACGAUCUGAGAGAUCACUUCUCGCCAACUGGCCGACGUCUGGUUAGCACCAUGCGGAUGCCCUCAGUAGUGGUCAGUGACUGUUCAGACGAUCCUAUUGAAAACAGCGACACAGUCAUUUCGGCCAACGGAUACUAUCGCCUCAACGAACUGCCCAGUCCGACCCUUUCGUCACAUUCCAGCUCUGGACAGGACACGACACACGAAAUGGACCAGGCCGAGAAUAGUGCUGCAUCUUGGGGCUGGUCGUCAUCGUACAGAGCCGGAUCAAGUGGUUUUCUAAUUCUCCCUGGACAAGGAUCUAUAGAUGAUGACACUGCGUUAUCGUCCAGCUUGCUCUCCGUUCGCCGACUAUCUGAUUGCAGCAGUUGCAGCUCUUUGGCCACACUGGACAUGGAACCGUGCUGUCCUGGCCCAUGCUCUGCCCAGGCUCCUUCCACCUGCUUCCAAGCUGAUCCUCAUCAGCCGUUUCAGUUGAGUUUCGAAAUGUCGCCGGACGUACCCGAAGGAGGUGAACCAACGAAACAAGAGGAAUCAUCAACCGACGAUACCAAUUCGUCCACAAAGGUCUCAGCGUGGCGUAAAGUGCGCAGCGCCGUCCAGUGGUCCCCAUUUGUCCAGACAUUUCGACGCCAGCGCUACCCUUGGGUUCAAUUGGCCGGCCACCAGGGCAAUUUCAAACUUGGAGGCGAGCGCGGCACCAUCCUGAAGAAACUCUGCCCCAAAGAAGAAAGCUGCUUCCAGCUGUUGAUGAAGGAUCCGCUUCGGCCAUUCAUACCCUCUUAUAAGGGCAAUGUGACAUCCGACGAUGGCGAGAAAUUUCUAGUUCUGGAAGACCUUCUGGGAGACUUUCGCAACCCGUCCGUUAUGGAUUGCAAACUGGGAGUGCGCACUUAUCUCGAAGACGAGUUGGCAAAAGCCAAACUCAAACCAAAAUUACGAAAAGAUAUGUUUGAGAAAAUGUUACAAGUCGAUCCGAGCGCCCCGACGGCUGAGGAACUUCAGAUGGGUGGCGUGACCAAACCGAGAUACAUGGUGUGGCGAGAGACUAUUUCAUCGACGGCCACUUUGGGCUUCCGGAUCGAAGGCAUCCGCAAACAGGAUGGUAGUUCCAGUAAAGACUACAAAACUGUAGGCUCUUCUCAACAGAUUGUGAGCGUCCUACAUGAUUUUGUGCAGCAUCAUCCUCACGCAUUGGCUAAAUAUAUUGAGCGACUGAAUCAAUUGCAAGCCACAUUGGCUCGUUCCGAAUUUUUCGCAACGCAUGAGUUGAUCGGCACGUCGUUGCUUUUCGUCCACGAUCACAGCAAAGCAAAUAUUUGGAUGAUCGAUUUUGCUAAGACUCAUCGGCUGCCAGGCGGAGUCCAGAUCGAUCACAACAGCCCCUGGCGUGUGGGCAAUCACGAAGACGGUUACCUGAUUGGUUUGUGCAAUCUAACGCAGCUGCUGGACCAACUAUUGGUGAAUCGGGACCAAAACCACACCACCAAUCCAACCUAAACACAUCGAUAUCGGCAAUUAUAAAAAAUUUCUUUUGAAAAAAAACUUACACGUACUAUAUGUAAACGAUGGGUCCAAUUUGAGCCUCGUUGUUUUGUUUUUUUGAUAUUGCGAGAGCUGUCAUUCCCAAAGAACGUUCCAAGUUUAAUUGGUUAGGAGUACAGGAGAUAAUGACUGCUAUUCGUGUGUCAUAUUUAAUGUCGUUAUCGGACACGAAAUGAUUUACAUUUCCAGUGCAAUCUCUCUGAUGAAAACUACGGUUUACGUCAACUGAUCAUUUCCAAGUGCCUCUUCAAUUACUGUCUGUAAAUCUGUUGAAUAUCUUUCCUUUUUUUUUCAUGUGUGGAUUCGGGCAGCGCACGUGCCAUUUUUCAGGAUUCCUUAAAUUUUUGAUACAUUCGUGCUGUUCCCAAACUGUCCCAUUCAAACUAUGUCAAUAAUUAACUUUAGUGUUUUUUAAAGAGUAUUUCUGACACAACUAUCUAGCUUCAAAUAUACUAUUGCAGCAUCAA
Daphnia pulex (common water flea) is the source of this 3027-nucleotide messenger RNA. It is a transcript of the gene IP3K2, whose product is annotated as inositol-trisphosphate 3-kinase C-like. Gene Ontology annotation, biological process: inositol phosphate biosynthetic process. Gene Ontology annotation, molecular function: inositol-1,4,5-trisphosphate 3-kinase activity; inositol tetrakisphosphate kinase activity. Lineage: Eukaryota; Metazoa; Arthropoda; Branchiopoda; Diplostraca; Daphniidae. The transcript has 9 exons. The record is from RefSeq and is a predicted model, not a curated record. The coding region runs from base 545 to 2515 and encodes 656 amino acids. Gene Ontology annotation, cellular component: cytoplasm; nucleus.